This is a messenger RNA of Austrofundulus limnaeus, 1480 nucleotides long. Its product is annotated as myosin regulatory light chain 2, skeletal muscle isoform type 2. Bases 106 to 618 code for a protein of 170 amino acids. The record is from RefSeq and is a predicted model, not a curated record. NCBI's taxonomy places the organism in Eukaryota, Metazoa, Chordata, Actinopteri, Cyprinodontiformes, Rivulidae. Gene Ontology annotation, molecular function: calcium ion binding. The transcript is spliced from 6 exons.
UGAGCUAAUAUAUAAGACCCCAAGGGGCCGAUACAUACAUGUCAGUCACAUCGGCUUGGCGUAGGCUUCUCUUCUUGACCACCAACGACCCCACGAGCUUGAGAGAUGGCACCCAAGAAGGCCAAGAGGAGGCAGCAGCAGGGUGAGGGUGGAUCCUCCAACGUGUUCUCCAUGUUCGAGCAGAGCCAGAUCCAGGAGUACAAGGAGGCUUUCACAAUCAUCGACCAGAACAGAGAUGGCAUCAUUAGCAAGGACGACCUCAGGGACGUGCUGGCCAGCAUGGGCCAGCUGAAUGUGAAGAAUGAGGAGCUGGAGGCCAUGGUGAAGGAGGCCAGCGGCCCCAUCAACUUCACCGUCUUCCUGACCAUGUUCGGCGAGAAGCUCAAGGGUGCCGAUCCCGAGGACGUCAUUGUGAGCGCUUUCAAGGUCCUGGACCCCGAGGGCACUGGCACCAUUAAGAAGGAUUUCCUUGCGGAGCUCCUGACCACCCAGUGCGACAGGUUCAGCGCUGAGGAGAUGAAAAACCUGUGGGCUGCCUUCCCCCCUGAUGUGGCUGGCAAUGUGGACUACAAAAACAUCUGCUACGUCAUCACACACGGAGAGGACAAGGAGGAGUAAAUCCCCUCUCCUAACAUCUCUACCUCCAUUCAAACCUGGUUGUUUUUUUUUUUUUUUGGUUUUUCUUUUUGGGCUAUCAUCCACUCGCUCCAUUUUCCUCCAGCACCAUGACUCGCUUGCGCACACUCAUGCCCAGGUCUAAUGUUUCCGUUCACCAGCUCAUUAUAAAAAGACUUCUCCUUAGCUGAGAUACUGUGUGAGAGGACCUGAGGGCUGUGGGGAGUGACUGUGUGUGAGUACCAACAGGAGAACAUGGGAUUAUUUUCAAUAAAUAUAAUCUUGUGACACUGAAACCUUCUCUCUAUCUCUGUCCCUGCCUCUUUUUCCUCCUUUUCUCCUCAUCAUUCAUCCUGCUCUUCUGUGUUGAGGCCAACAGUGCAUGCAUCAUACCUACGCAAAGCUCAAUUAACCAGCGGUUGGUCAAGACGUCUCUUGGGUGCUUUGGUGCAUGCACAGUCACUUGCUUGAAACAAGCGAGCAGUCUGACCAGAGUGGUGUGUUAGUCUCAACCUUUCAGAGUGUUUUCAAUGGCUUUUAUCUGUGUGCAAGUGGAGUAAAAGAGUAGGAGAAACGCACUAAAAUAGCUGCCUGCUCCUCUCUUUUAACUCGGUUUUGGACUCUUCUUAUAUGCAGAUAGGAAAAAGAUGCAGUAAAAAAACGAAAAAAGCAUGACUUGUACAAGUUUUCAGUUUUGUAAAUUGAGGAAAGGUGAAAGGUGGGGAGUAUAGGGGAAGAGAAGACGCAAACGUAAAACAUCUGUUUUUGUCUCUCUCUCCUCCCGCUUGCCAUGCUUUCCUGUUUCUGUCUCCACUGUAACAAAGGAAAGAAGUACAAAUAAAAAAACACUACUUUUCGUAUGAAA